GAUCAGACACACACACACACACACACACACUCACACCAGGACUGAAGAGGGACACACGAGCAGCUUCUUCUCUCCACAUGAAGGUGUAAAGUGUGUAAGCUGACCUGAACUCACUUCAACAGAUGGUUUGAUCCAAAGAGCUGCAUGAGAUGGUUUCUGACAGCAGAGCUGUCAGGGAGGAGUGAUGUUCAUCAGGCAGGUAAACAUUAAAAGCCAAGUGAUGAUCACAACAAGAUGAUGAUCAUAAAGACUUAAUAUCAGUCGUAGUUUUAAUAAUAUGUCAGGGUACUAAGACAGAUCUAGCCUUGGUUGUAGAAAAGGAACAUAAUAUGAUGCGGUACAUAAAAGAAACAACAAAUAUUUUACUAGUUUAUAAGAAGAAGCAGAGCCAUGGAUUAUUUGAUAGUAAUCUGAUCAGGCACAUGUCUAAUAGGAGCUCAACAUGAUCAGACAUGUGUUGUAAUGGCAGUGUUAGACAGCUCCAGCAUAGAGACAUGUUUGUAACUUUAUAGUUGAUGAAGGGAAGAAGCUGUGAAAGAAUGUGAGGGACACAAUGAGAGAAAGAAGAGAGAGGAGGGAGAGAGGUGAAGAGUGGUCAGACAGGUGGUACGCAGAGAAAGAGAUGGAAGUGUUUUUAGACCAGUGAACAUCUUUCAGGAGGUCGGCUAUGAACUGUUUAACUUGAUUCAAAAAUAAGUUCUUGAAUACUAGAAAUGUUAGAAGAAGUAUAGUUUUAUUAAAUCUGUCAUAUGGUAACAUUUAGUAAAUAUUGCAUCAACACAUAGGGCCUGAUUAUUGUUGUCUUCGUCCUCUAAUUCAAUGUUUUCUCUUUUUCCUACUACCUAGUAUUCCACAGAAAAAUCCAGAUCCUCGUGUGUAUUAGUAAAAUCUAAAAAUGUCACCCGUCACUCAUCAUGUCAUUUUUUUCCAAAAAGACUCCAAUAACCUUCUACUUAUCAUUUCUCUGCAAGGUGCUGAUCAUUAGUGUUUUUGUAGCAUCCAGCAAUGAUGGAGGUGAGGAGGAGGUGGAGGAAGAGGCAGGGCCAGCAGAGCAGGUGUCUGAGCAGGCAGAAAGUGAGGGGGGGGAGUGCUGCUGUAACUCCUGGGGUAGCCAGGGCAAAGAGGAAGGGCAGUGACAGCAUGCUGGAGGAGGAUGAGGAAGAAGGAGGAGAGAGAGAAAGAGAGAGAGAACCACACAGGGAUGACUCGGCUCUGUUUCUGCUGAGCUCGGCUCCUUCCUCCAGAAAAACAAUCCUGCAAACAGAGACUGUUUGGUUGUUCUGUAACACUGUUUUAACUUCCAUGUGUCUGAUAUAUUAUUGUGGUCACCACAGUGUGUUUCAGGGAGAGUGUGGGGGCUGUGUUUGGGAUCAUCAGAUCCUGUUUGUGGCUCCAACAAGGUUUCUGUCAGUCCUGAAUUGUUGUGUCAAGUUCCUGAGAGGAAGGAGAACUAAUGUGUGUCCUGUGGUGUAAAGCUUGUUGUAAUGAUGAACAUGUUGUUGUGUUUGUGUGAAGGUGGAGGCUCUGCUAUGAAUCAGUGUGAGGACGGAGAGGAGGGAGCCCCUCCCUCUAAAAGCACUCUGUGUGGGGAACAUGAAGCCCAGAGGCCAGAGCAGCAGCACGGACCGGACUCUCCUGGACCAGCACCUGUACCUGGACCCAGCUGUGUGUCCUUUAGGAGUGAUCGGUCUAAGGAUAUAAUUAUUAAAUUCAAAGAUGGCCGUCAGUCUGAUGGUCCAAAAGUCCAACAUCAGAGACCAGACUCCCCUGGACCUGGACCCAGCUGUGUGUCCUUAAAGAGUGAUGACUCUAUGGAUCUGUUGAUUAAUUUCAAGUCUGUAGAGCUGAGUGCUGAUGAAAGAGUUCAGAGAUCAGAGGCUCCCAUUGGUCAGUCUGCCCAGCAUCAUCAAACCCAGCUGGACUCCAUAUUGAUGCUGCUCCAGGAGAACAUCAUCAGUUUUGUAAAGACAGAGAUGAAGAAGAUCCAGAGAGUUCUGAGUCCAGAUUACCCAGAAUGCUUAGAGAGUCAGAGUGAGGAUGAAGAGCAGAGGAGGAGCAGAGAGGCCUUUCUGGAGAUCACUCUGCACUUCCUGAGGAGAAUGAAGCAGGAAGAGCUGGCUGACUGUCUGCAGAGCAAGUGCAGACGUAAACUGAAGUCUCACCUGAAGGAGAAGUUCCAGUGUGUGUUUGAGGGGAUCGCUAAAGCAGGAAACCCAACCCUUCUGAACCAGAUCUACACAGAGCUCUACAUCACAGAGGGAGGGACUGGAGAGGUCAAUGAUGAACAUGAGGUCAGACAGAUUGAAGCAGCAUCCAGGACACCACACAGACCAGAGACCACCAUCAGACAAGAAGACAUCUUUAAAGGCUCACCUGGAAGAGAUCAACCAAUCAGAGCAGUGCUGACAAAGGGAGUGGCUGGCAUCGGGAAAACAGUCUUAACACAGAAGUUCACUCUGGACUGGGCUGAAGACAAAGCCCACCAGGACAUCCAGUUCACAUUCCCCUUCACUUUCAGAGAGCUGAAUGUGCUGAGAGAGAGAAAGUUCAGCUUGGUGGAACUUGUUCAUCACUUCUUUACUCAGACCAGAGAAGCAGGACUCUGCAGGUUUGAAGAGUUCCAGGUUCUCUUCAUCUUUGACGGUCUGGAUGAGUGUCGACUUCCUCUGGACUUCCACAAGAAUCAGAUCCUGACUGAUGUUACAGAGUCCACCUCAGUGGAUGUGCUGCUGACAAACCUCAUCAGGGGGAACCUGCUCCCCUCUGCUCGCCUCUGGAUCACCACAAGACCUGCAGCAGCCAAUCAGAUCCCUCCUGAGUGUGUUGACAUGGUGACAGAGGUCAGAGGGUUCACUGACCCUCAGAAGGAGGAGUACUUCAGGAAGAGAUCCAGAGACCAGGAGCAGGCCAGCAGAGUCAUCUCCCACAUCAAGACAUCCCGAAGCCUCCACAUCAUGUGCCACAUCCCGGUCUUCUGCUGGAUCACUGCUACAGUUCUGGAGGAUGUGCUGAAGACCAGAGAGGGAGGAGGGCUGCCCAGGACCCUGACUGAGAUGUACAUCCACUUCCUGGUGGUCCAGUCCAAACUGAAGAGCAUCAAGUACGAUGGAGGAGCUGAGACUGAUCCACUCUGGAGUCCAGAGAGCAGGAAGAUGAUCCAGUCUCUGGGAAAACUGGCUUUUGAUCAGCUGCAGAAAGGAAACCUGAUCUUCUAUGAGUCCGACCUGACAGAGUGUGGCAUCAAGAUCAAGGAAGCCUCAGUGUACUCAGGAGUGUUCACACAGAUCUUCAGAGAGGAGAGAGGACUGUACCAGGACCAGGUGUUCUGCUUCAUCCACCUGAGCGUUCAGGAGUUUCUGGCUGCUCUUCAUGUCCAUCUGACCUUCACCAAGUCUGGACUCAACCUGAUGGAAGAAGAACAAAGAUCAUUCUGGGGGUCUAUAAUAUUCAGAGGCAAACCUGAACCAAAGAGUCUCUACCAGAGUGCUGUGGACCAGGCCUUACAGAGUCCAAACGGACACCUGGACUUGUUCCUGCGCUUCCUCCUGGGUCUUUCACUGCAGACCAAUCAGACUCUCCUGAGAGGUCUGCUGACACAGACAGGAAGUAGCUCACAGACCAAUCAGGAAACAGUCCAGUACAUCCAGAAGAAGAUCAGUGAGGAUCUGUCUGCAGAGAGAAGCAUCAACCUGUUCCACUGUCUGAAUGAACUGAAUGAUCGUUCUCUAGUGGAGCAGAUCCAACAGUCCCUGAAAUCAGGACGUCUCUCUACAGAGAAACUGUCUCCUGCUCAGUGGUCAGCUCUGGUCUUCAUCUUACUGUCCUCAGAGAAAGAUCUGGACGUGUUUGACCUGAAGGAAUACUCUGCUUCAGAGGAGGCUCUGCUGAGGCUGCUGCCAGUGAUCAAAGCCUCCAACAAAGCUGUGCUGAGUGGAUGUGACCUGUCAGAGAGAAGCUGUGAAGCUCUGUCCUCAGUCCUCAGCUCCCAGUCCUCCAGUCUGAGAGACCUGGACCUGAGUAGCAACGACCUGCAGGAUUCAGGAGUGGAGAAACUGUCUGCUGGACUGAAGAGUCCUCACUGUAAACUGGAAACCCUCAGUCUGUCAGGAUGUCUGAUCACAAAGACAGGCUGUGCUUUUCUGGCCUCAGCUCUGACCUCCAACCCCUCCCGCCUGAGAGAGCUGGACCUGAGCUACAACCAUCCAGGAGACUCAGGAGUGAAGCUGCUGGAGGAUCCACUCUGCAGACUGGAUACACUGAGGGUGGACCAUGGUGGAGAGCAGAGGUUAAAACCUGGAGUGAAGAAGUAUGUCUGUGAACUCACUCUGGACUCAAACACAGCACACAGACACCUCAGACUGUCUGAAGACAACAGGAAGGUGACAUAUGUGGAAGAGGAUCAGUCAUACCCUGAUCAUCCAGACACGUUUGACUCCUUUCUUCAGCUGCUGUGUAGAGAUGGUCUGACUGGUCGCUGUUACUGGGAGGUUGAGUGUAGAGGAUGGGUUAAUAUAUCAGUGAGUUACAGAGGAAUCAGAAGGAAAGGAGGCAGUACUGACUGUCUAUUUGGAUAUAAUGAUCAGUCCUGGAGUCUGAUCUGCUCUGAUGAACGUUACUCUGUCCGUCACAAUAACAGAAGAACAGACCUCCCUCUCUCCUCGUCCUCUGACUCUCACAGAGUAGCAGUGUAUGUGGACUGUCCUGCUGGCACUCUGUCCUUCUACAGAGUCUCCUCUGACUCUCUGAUCCACCUCCACACCUUCAGCACCUCCUUCCCUGAACCUCUGUAUCCUGGGUUUGGGUUAUCUCCUGGUUCCUCAGUGUGUGUGUGUUCUGUGCAGCAGGGAGAGUCUCUUCCUCUCUACACAAACACUACACACACAAACAGCUGCUGAAGAACAGUUUACCCUCUGAC
Messenger RNA from Notolabrus celidotus (New Zealand spotty), 4915 nucleotides. RefSeq names its product NACHT, LRR and PYD domains-containing protein 12-like. Gene Ontology annotation, molecular function: protein binding. The transcript has 12 exons. Bases 1485 to 4895 code for a protein of 1136 amino acids. The record is from RefSeq and is a predicted model, not a curated record. Lineage: Eukaryota; Metazoa; Chordata; Actinopteri; Labriformes; Labridae.